UUGAUGACUUAUCAUGGAGUGACUUGAACUCACUUUGACUCAAAUAGUCCUGGCCUUCAGAGUCACACAACAAGUGGGAGCUUCUCUGCUGGCCCGACGAUUUUCGCGCAAUCCAUGAAGAUGGAAACUACAACAGUUGAUUACGACUACAGCAAUUACAGCGAUGGCAGUUUUGAACCGGUCUCUCCAUGUAGCCGGGACAGAGACAACAAUCUGGGAGCUCAGCUAUCCAUCCUUUACUACUUUAUGUUUGUCUUCAGUGUCUUUGGCAAUGGGCUGGUCCUGGUCAUCAUCCAUCGGUUUGAGAAGCUGACCACUGUGACCAACAUCCUGCUGCUGAACCUGGUCUUGUCCUCCGUGAUCUUUAUGAGCAGUCUUCCCUUCAUUGGAGCCUACAUGCAGCUCUCCAACUGGAUCUUUGGCAAAGUGAUGUGCAAGAUUGUUGGUAGUGUCUACUACCUGGGCUUCUACAGCUCUGUCCUCUUUCUAACUCUUCUGACCUUCGACCGACACCUUGCAGUUGUCUACUCCUUAGGUGUGUCACAAGUGAGGAAUCGAAGCUAUGCUGUGAUCUCCUGCGCCGUGGUGUGGCUGGUCAGUGGGUUGGCGUGCAUCAGGCCCAUGAUUCUCCACACCACAUUUUUCAAUCGGCUUGACAACAAAACCUACUGUGAUGAGUCUGAAUCUGACAUUCCUGGUAUUGAUAGUCAUCAGCUGAGAAAAUCUGGAUUUUACCUUCAGAUUUUCUUCUUGAUCUUCCCUCUGGCUGUUAUUGUCUACUGCUAUGUUAGGAUCAUAAUCACUGUCAUGUCAUCUAAGAUAGUUACCAAGUUCAAGACAGUCAGGCUGAUAUUCAUCAUUGUGCUGUUGUUUUUCAUUUGCUGGACUCCCUUUAAUAUUGUAAAGGUGAUCCAUGAUAGAGCCACUGACUGUGAGGAAGGACAGAGACUGGGCUAUGCACUUCAAUCCACUCGCACCUUUACUUACUUUUACUUCUGCAUCAGUCCCAUCUUCUACACAUUUGUAGGGAAAAAAUUCCAGAAUUACUUCAAACAGCUGCUGGCCAAACGCUUCCCAAGCUUAAAGCGUCACAUUUCUGUCAGUCAACACAGCAAAACCAACAUGUCCACAAAAAGUACACCAAAUAUGCUUUAGGCCUUUCUCAGGACUGACAUGUGUUUAACAAACCAUGAUUUGACAAGCUAUUAAACAAAGUGCCGUCUGAGUUUGUGGGGCUUUUUUUGGGACAGUCAAGGUGGAGAUCAAUAAUGUCUGCCUACAAUUUUUCUUGCAUUCAGAAAAAAGCAUAAAUAAAUAAUAUAAGCCAUGCUUUAUAACAAUUUCUUGAGAUCUAAGGUCCUUUUCUGCCAAAACCUCCUCAAGCUUUACUUUCCCAAGAACCAAGGUCCCUGGAGGAUUUGUGAUUUGCAUUUCCACGGUAGGGUCAAAGCUCCAAGAAGAUCAAUCAAAUUAGGCUGCGGAUGUAUUUAAAGUGCAAUGCGUGAUGGUGUGAAAUGUCUUGGGCAGCUCAAUCCUAGUUGUUUUUAGUCACAAGCGCACCUCUUUUGAUAUCAACUAUAUUCCUGUUAUCCACGUUUUCAACCAAACCAAAAGCAAACAGAGAGAAGUAGAAGUUGCCGCUCCAUCUUUGUAAAUGCAAUAUAUAUAGACUUUCUGUCGUUGAACAAUUACAUUUGCCUCCAAAGCAAGAGAAAUGUGUACACUGAACUAUUUGCACAUGAUGCCUUAGUGAUUUGCAAGGUUUGUUCUUGUUUGCCGUCUGGAUUACAGUAAAUCUUCCCAAACUGAUUUUAGUGACUUUACUCUCCACUAAUCAGGGUUUGAUUUAUUAAGCUCUAAGUCUGAUGAAGGUGAUAAACAUUGGACUCUUCUCUAAACCCCAUCUUGUGUUCAACAGCAAUGUUUUCUCCCCCCAGCGUAUGUCAGCUACACACCGUCUGAGCCUGCAAAGUGCUGCUUGUGACUAUUGAUUUUGCUCCAAUUUUAAUCAGUGUUCUUUAUGUUAUUGCUUUUUAGAACAUAUUUAUUAGACAGGUUUAUAAUGAACAAUGUUUUUUUUUGUAAAAUUGCUAUUGUAUAAUGUAAAAAAAACUGUUGAUGAUAAUAUAUUGUGAUGAUUCAUUGUUUGUCUGCUUAGUCAGACCUUACAUGAUGCCAGUUUGAACUUGGAAAGAAAACAGUGAGGAGGCAGCACCAAAAAGUGUUGAAGAGCUUUGCGGCUGCUUAGUGUUUGUUUCAUUUGGCCGCUGUUUUUGCUUGUGUAAAUCAAGUACUUCAUUAAAUCAACCCCCUUUGUAUUAGUAGCCUACAACAGGCGGGGUGAAUUUAAAUCAUUUCUAAACAUGCUAUUACGUUUCAUAUUUUUUUGUAUACAUGCACUUUAUUUGUUCAGCCAAUGCAAUUAUUUUUGUACAUGCAUUUGUUAUUAUUGAUUAUGACUAUUAUUACAUAUGUAAAUACUUUCGACACAUCUGAUUGUCUUUUUUUUUUAACAAAGACAAAUAUUUUCUACACAUGUAAAAUUGUUUUUCAUGAGCUUUUUCUUCAAAUAAAAACAAUCUCAGUGGCAUGAA
Stegastes partitus (bicolor damselfish) is the source of this 2594-nucleotide messenger RNA. Its product is annotated as C-C chemokine receptor type 3-like. The transcript has 4 exons. NCBI's taxonomy places the organism in Eukaryota, Metazoa, Chordata, Actinopteri, Pomacentridae. Gene Ontology annotation, molecular function: C-C chemokine binding; C-C chemokine receptor activity. Gene Ontology annotation, cellular component: membrane; external side of plasma membrane. The coding region runs from base 115 to 1155 and encodes 346 amino acids. Gene Ontology annotation, biological process: calcium-mediated signaling; cell chemotaxis; G protein-coupled receptor signaling pathway. The record is from RefSeq and is a predicted model, not a curated record.